Molecule: messenger RNA, 5067 nt
Organism: Perognathus longimembris pacificus (Pacific pocket mouse)
Lineage: Eukaryota; Metazoa; Chordata; Mammalia; Rodentia; Heteromyidae
Gene: Mrc1
Product: mannose receptor C-type 1
Exons: 30
Coding region: 11-4372 (1453 amino acids)
Molecular function (GO): signaling receptor activity
Source: RefSeq, a predicted model, not a curated record
ACUGUGGGCCAUGUGGCUGUACCUGUUCCUGGCUUUGAUUGCUGCCAUCCCCGUUGAUGUUCAACUAUUGGAUACCAGGCAAUUUUUGAUCUACAAUGAAGAUCACAAGCGCUGUGUGGAAGCCCUAAGUCCCACGUCUGUCCAAACUGCAGUUUGCAACCCAGAUUCUGAAUCUCAAAAAUUCCGAUGGGUGUCUGACUCCCAGGUGAUGAGUGUUGCUUUUAAGUUAUGCCUGGGGGUACCAUCAAAAUCCGAUUGGGUUACUAUCACUUUAUAUGCCUGCGACUCCAAGAGUGAACUUCAGAAAUGGGAGUGCAAAAAUGACACGCUUUUUGGGAUCAGGGGUGAAGAUUUAUUUUUUAACUAUGGCAAUAAACAAGAGAAGAAUAUUAUGCUCUACAAGGGAUCUGGUUUAUGGAGCAGGUGGAAGAUUUACGGGACCACGGAUGACUUAUGCUCUAGAGGUUAUGAAGCCAUGUACACACUCCUGGGCAAUGCAAACGGGGCCACAUGUGCCUUCCCAUUCAAGUUUGGAAACAAGUGGUACGCAGAUUGCACAAAUGUUGGGCGAUCAGAUGGAUGGCUCUGGUGUGGAACCACCACCGACUAUGACACGGAUAAGCUUUUUGGGUUUUGUCCAUUGAAAUUUGAGGGCAGUGAAAGAUUAUGGAAUAAAGAUCCACUGACAGGCAUUCUCUACCAGAUAAACUCCAAGUCUGCUUUAACCUGGCACCAGGCAAGGAAGAGCUGCCAGCAGCAGGAAGCUGAGCUUUUGAGUGUCACCGAGAUUCACGAGCAAACAUACCUGACAGGAUUAACCAGUUCCCUGAACUCUGGACUCUGGAUUGGGCUUAAUAGUCUGGGUUUCAACACUGGUUGGCAGUGGAGUGGGGGCAGUCCAUUUCGAUACCUCAACUGGUUACCAGGAAGUCCAUCACCUGAACCUGGAAAAAGCUGUGUGUCCCUGAAUCCUGAAAAAAAUGCUAAAUGGGAAAGCCUGGAAUGUGUGAAGAAAUUAGGCUAUAUUUGUAAGAAGGGAAACAAUACUUUGAAUUCUUUUAUUAUUCCUUCAGAAAGUGAUGUGCCUACCAAUUGCCCUAAUCAGUGGUGGCCCUAUGCGGGCCACUGUUACAAGAUUCACAGAGAGGAGAAGAUCCAGAGGGAGGCCUUGCGGGCCUGCAGGAAGGAAGGGGGAGACCUCGUAAGCAUCCACACCAUAGAGGAAUUUGACUUUAUCCUCUCCCAGCUAGGAUACGAGCCAAAUGAUGAGUUGUGGAUUGGCUUGAAUGACAUCCGGAUACAAAUGUUCUUUGAAUGGAGUGAUGGGACCCCUGUAACAUUUACCAAAUGGCUUCGUGGAGAACCGAGCCACGAGAACAACAGGCAGGAGGACUGUGUGGUGAUGAAAGGCAAGGAUGGAUUCUGGGCAGACAGAGCCUGUGAGCAGCCGCUGAAUUUCAUCUGCAAGAUGAAAUCACAGAGCCGAGGUCCAGGAGCAGAAGAAGUAGAAAGGGGCUGCCGGAAAGGCUGGAAGAGACAUGGCUUUUACUGCUACUUGAUUGGCCAUACACUUUCCACAUUCACAGAAGCAAACCAGACGUGCAACAAUGAGAAGGCCUACUUAACAACAGUUGAAGACAGAUAUGAACAAGCAUUCCUGACUAGCUUGGUUGGAUUGAGGCCUGAGAAAUACUUUUGGACAGGACUUUCAGAUAUACAAAACAAAGGCACAUUUCAGUGGACGGUGGCAGAGGAUGUGCAGUUCACCCACUGGAAUUCGGACAUGCCAGGGCGAAAAGCAGGAUGUGUGGCCAUGAGAACUGGGAUUGCAGGAGGCUUAUGGGAUGUCUUGAAAUGUGAUGAAAAAGCCAAGUUUGUGUGUAAACACUGGGCAGAGGGAGUAACUCGUCCACCGGAGCCCACCACAACUCCCGAGCCCAAAUGUCCAGAGGAUUGGGGUGCCUCCAGUAAAACAAGCUUGUGUUUCAAGCUGUUUGCAAGAGGAAAACAUGAGAAGAAAACCUGGUUUGAAUCUCGAGAUUUUUGUCGAGCUCUGGGUGGAGAGCUAGCUAGUAUCAACAACAAAGAGGAGCAACUAACAAUAUGGAGAUUGAUCACGGCCAGUGGAAAUUACCAUGAACUGUUCUGGUUGGGAUUGACAUAUGGAAGUCCUUCAGAGGGUUUUACCUGGAGUGAUGGUUCUCCCGUAUCAUAUGAAAACUGGGCUUACGGAGAACCUAAUAACUAUCAAAAUGUUGAAUACUGUGGUGAACUGAAGGGUGACCCUGGAAUGUCCUGGAAUGAUAUUAACUGUGAACACCUUAACAACUGGAUUUGCCAGAUACAAAAAGGAAAAACACUAAAACCGGAGCCAACACCAACCCCACAAGAAAAUCCACCGGUCACAGAAGAUGGGUGGGUGAUUUACAAAGAUUACCAGUACUACUUUAGCAAAGAGAGGGAGACCAUGGAUAAUGCACGAGCAUUUUGCAAGAGGAAUUUUGGUGACCUUGUUACUAUUAAAAGCGAAAGUAUGAAGAGGUUCCUAUGGAAAUAUGUAAACAAGCAUGGUAUGCAGACACCAUAUUUUAUUGGUUUAUUGAUCAGCUUGGAUAAGAAGUUCAUUUGGAUGGAUGGAAGCAAGGUAGAUUAUGUGGCUUGGGCCACAGGUGAACCCAACUUUGCAAAUGAAGACGAAAAUUGUGUCACCAUGUAUACAAAUUCAGGGUUUUGGAAUGACAUUAACUGUGGUUAUCCCAAUGCCUUCAUCUGCCAACGCCACAACAGCAGCAUCAAUGCCACAGUCAUGCCCACUACGGCCUCUACCCCAGGCGGCUGUAAGGAAGGUUGGAAUUGGUAUAAUAACAAGUGUUUCAAAAUCUUUGGGUUUGUCCAAGAGGAGAAAAAAAAUUGGCAAGAUGCACGGAAGGCUUGCAAAGGAUUUAAAGGGAAUCUCGUGUCCAUACAGAAUGAAAAAGAGCAAGCCUUUCUUACAUAUCACAUGAAGGACUCCACUUUCAAUGCCUGGACUGGACUGAAUGACAUCAAUUCAGAGCAUACAUUCCUUUGGACUGAUGGCCGAGGAGUUCAUUAUACAAACUGGGGGAAAGGCUACCCUGGUGGAAGGAGAAGCAGCCUGUCCUAUGAAGAUGCUGACUGUGUUGUCAUUAUUGGAGGCAAAUCAAGGGAUGCUGGGUCAUGGAUGGAUGACACCUGCGACAGCAAGCAAGGUUACAUUUGUCAGACACAGGCUGACCCUUCUUUGCCUAAUCUUCCAACAACAGUCCCUACCAAUGGCUUUAUUAAAUACGGGAAAAGCAGUUAUUCGUUCAUGAAGUUAAAGUUACCCUGGCAGGAAGCAGAGAAAUACUGCAGAGAUUACAAUUCUCUCAUGGCUAGCAUUCUGGAUCCUUACAGCAAUGCAUUUGCAUGGAUGCAGAUGAACACAUUCAAUGUUCCUCUGUGGAUUGGCCUCAACAGUAAUUUGACCAAUAAUGAAUAUACUUGGACUGACAAGUGGAGAAUGAGGUACAGUAACUGGGCUGCGGAUGAGCCCAAGCUGAAAUCCGCCUGUGUCUAUCUGGAUGUUGACGGCUACUGGAAGACAUCGUAUUGCAACGAAAGCUUUUACUUUCUCUGCAAAAGAUCAGAUGAGAUCCCAGCCACGGAGCCUCCCCAGCUGCCGGGUCGGUGUCCGGAGUCUGAGCACACGGCUUGGAUCCCUUUCCAUGGCCAUUGCUACUACAUAGAGUCUUCAUUUACAAGAAACUGGGGCCAAGCUUCUCUGGAAUGUCUUCGAAUGGAUUCCUCUUUGGCUUCCAUUGAAAGUGCUGCUGAGUCCAGUUUUCUGUCAUAUCGGGUGGAGCCUCUUAAAAGUAAAACAAACUUUUGGAUAGGCAUGUUCAGAAAUGUUGAAGGAAAGUGGCUGUGGGUAAACAAUAACCCGGUCUCCUUUGUCAACUGGAAUUCAGACGAUCCCCCUGGUGAACGAAAUGGCUGUGUCGUGUUAAUGGCAUCUUCGGGGACUUGGAAUAACGUCCACUGUACUUCCUACAAAGGAUUUAUCUGUAAAAAACCAAAAAUUGUUGAUGCUGAAACUACUCAUAUAUCUGUUACAACAAAAGCUGACUCAAGGAAAAUGGAGCCUUCCAAAUCUACUUCCAGCGCAGCAGGAGUUGUGGUCAUUGUGAUCCUAAUUCUCAUAGGUGCUGGGUUGGCUGCCUAUUUCUUCUAUAAGAAACGCCAUGUGCACCUACCUCAAGAGGGAGCUUUUGAGAACACGCUCUAUUUUAACAGCCAAUCAGGAUCAGGAAUCAGCGAUACCAAAGAUCUCAUGGGCAACAUUGAACAGAAUGAACAUGCUGUUAUCUAGGAUCAUCUCAUGACUGGGUCAUGUGGGAGUUUCCAAAAGUUGGGAAGUUUUCAGUUCUUUAAUUCAAUGUGACUUGUGUCUUUUAAAAAUUAGUACUACAUUGUACUGGUCUUUCCUUUGCUUCAUUGAAGAAAAACAUAAUUUGCUUACAUGUUCUAACCUGGCAAGACACUAUUGUUAUUAUUAUUAUUUUACACUAGAGGGCUAAUAGUAUUGAUUAUCACUCUAAAAAUAUUCCAGAUGAAUAUGCAGCACUGGAAUGAUAACUCUGAGGUGUCCUUGGUAGCUCAGGUCACCUUUAUGACAAGAACUCUAGAAAUAACCAGCUAAGCCUUCUGAAAUAUUUUAAGCAACAUCUAAAGAGAGUCUAUCCACUCCAUUGCAAUUCAACAACUGGAAGACCAUUUUAAAACCAAGUACAAAUAACAUCAAGUGGAACAAAAAUUUAGUGUCUUUUAUGACUACUGUUGAUUUCAUUACAUUUAGUUAGAACUGUAUUUGUCAACACACAAGAGUAAGGAGACUGAGAAUUUCAUCAUCCCUAAGCAAGAUACUACAGACUGAAUACUACAAAGUUGUUUUGUUAUUUGUAUAUCAAGGAGGCAAAGAUGUUAAAUAAAAGUGUAAAUUUGAGUAACUGGGUGUACUUAGAUAAUGUGAAAUAAACAUUAAAGACAAGGUCUAUUUUUAAUAGA